Messenger RNA from Chinchilla lanigera (long-tailed chinchilla), 2497 nucleotides. It is a transcript of the gene Rrn3, whose product is annotated as RRN3 homolog, RNA polymerase I transcription factor. Gene Ontology annotation, cellular component: nucleus. Lineage: Eukaryota; Metazoa; Chordata; Mammalia; Rodentia; Chinchillidae. The transcript has 18 exons. Bases 79 to 2055 code for a protein of 658 amino acids. Gene Ontology annotation, biological process: transcription initiation at RNA polymerase I promoter. Gene Ontology annotation, molecular function: RNA polymerase I core binding; RNA polymerase I general transcription initiation factor activity. The record is from RefSeq and is a predicted model, not a curated record.
GAGUUCCGGAACAGAGGCGGGAGCUGGAAGGAGCACGGUUUCCUUUGCGAGGCUCAGCUGUCUCUCGUCUCCGGAGGGAUGGCGGCUCCGCUGCUUCGCACGCGGCUCCCCGCGGAUGCGCCAGCUUCAGCAACUACGAUAAAGACGCUGGCCGCGUCAAGGACAGGGAUUUCAGAUAUGCUUGCAUUAAAGAAUGAUUUCUUCAAUUCUCCUCCAAGAAAAACUGUUCGGUUUGGUGGAACUGUGACAGAAGUCUUGCUGAAAUACAAAAAGGGUGAAACAAAUGACUUUGAGUUGUUGAAGAAGCAGCUGUUGGAUCCAGAUAUAAAGGAUGACCAGAUCAUUAACUGGCUGCUAGAAUUCCGCUCUUCUAUCAUGUACUUGACAAAAGACUUUGAGCAGCUUAUCAGCAUUUUGUUGAGAUUGCCUUGGUUGAACAGAAGUCAAACAGUGGUGGAGGAGUAUUUGGCUUUUCUUGGUAAUCUAGUGUCAGCACAGACUGUCUUCCUUAGGCCAUGUCUCAGCAUGAUUACUUCUCAUUUUGUACCUCCCCGAGUGAUCAUUAAGGAAGGUGACAUAGAUGUUUCAGAUUCUGAUGAUGAAGAUGAUAAUCUUCCUGCAAAUUUUGACACAUGUCACAGAGCCUUGCAAAUAAUAGCAAGAUAUGUCCCAUCGACACCAUGGUUUCUUAUGCCAAUACUGGUAGAAAAAUUUCCGUUUGUUAGAAAAUCAGAAAGAACCUUGGAAUGUUACGUUCAUAAUUUACUAAGGAUAAGUGUCUAUUUUCCAACCUUAAGGCAUGAAAUUCUAGAACUUGUUAUUGAAAAGCUACUCAAGUUGGAUGUGAAUGCAUCAAGGCAAGAUAUUGAAGAUGCUGAGGAGACAGCAGCUCAAGCUUGUGGCGGGACAGGUUCUGUGGAAGGCUUGUUUAAUAUGGAUGAAGAUGAAGAAACCGAACACGAAACAAAGGAUAGUCCUGAGCGGCUUGGUCAGAUGGUCCAUCAUGUAGCUGAACGCCUGGACAUCCUGCUGUCCUUGCUUUUGUCCUAUAUCAAGGAUGUCUGCUAUGUGGAUGGUAAGAUCGAUAACAACAAAACAAAGGAUUUAUAUCGCGAUUUGAUAGCCAUCUUUGACAAACUCCUGUUGCCCACCCAUGCCUCCUGCCAUGUACAGUUUUUCAUGUUUUACCUUUGUAGCUUCAAAUUGGGCUUUGCAGAAGCAUUUUUGGAACAUCUGUGGAAAAAAUUACAGGAUCCAAAUAAUCCUGCCAUCAUCAGGCAAGCUGCUGGAAAUUAUAUUGGGAGCUUUUUGGCAAGAGCUAAGUUUGUUCCUCUUAUUACUGUAAAGUCAUGCCUCGAUCUCUUGGUUAACUGGCUGCACAUAUACCUUAAUAACCAGGAUUCAGGAGCAAAGGCUUUUUGUGAUGUUGCUCUACAUGGCCCAUUUUAUUCAGCCUGCCAAGCUGUGUUUUACACCUUUGUUUUUAGACACAAACAGCUUUUAGACGGAAACCUAAAAGAAGGUUUAAGGUACCUUCAGAGUCUAAAUUUUCAGCGUAUAGUGAUGAGCCAACUAAACCCUCUGAAGAUUUGCCUGCCAUCAGUGGUUAACUUCUUUGCUGCUAUCACAAAUAAAUACCAGUUAGUCUUCUGCUACACUGUCAUUGAGAGGAACAACCGGCAGAUGCUACCAGUUAUUAGAAACACAGCUGGAGGGGACUCAGUGCAGACCUGCACAAAUCCUCUUGAUACCUUCUUCCCCUUUGAUCCUUGUGUGCUUAAGAGGUCAAAGAAAUUCAUUGAUCCUAUUUAUCAGACAUGGGAAGACAUGAGUGCUGAAGAGCUUCAGGAAUUUCAGAAACCUGUUAAAACGGAGAUAGUAGAAGAUGAAGAUGAUGACUUUUUGAAAAGUGACGUGCCUCAGAACGAUUCUGUGAUUGGGAUUACACCGAGCUCCUUUGAUGCACAUAUCCGAAGUCCUUCCAGUAGUGUGGGCUCCCCACCUACGUUAUACAUGCCUGUCCAGGCCCCUUUGAUCUCAAGAAUUCAUGAUUGAGGUGCAUUGCUCUUCCCAGCAUGGCCUUCAGUGUCCAGCCUCACACUGCUUAGGCGUUGACUGGACUGUAGUACAUACGCAGGCACUGUAUGUUGUACUUACACUUCACCUAGUAUCUGAAUAGACAUUUUUUUGUUAUGUUUUCUUCUUUUGCUCCCCUUACAGACAAAAAGAACAGACUAUCAUGUGCAAUAUUUUACAGAGGGGUUAAUGAUAAAUGUUGAAGACUGCUUGAUAAUUUAAUGUAUUUUUUAAUGUCAUUGUAUAAUUUUUAAUAUGAGCAUUAGCCCAUUUUAACAAAUUGCCUUUUUUAACAUAGGUUCUUUUUAGAGCCAUAGUCACAGGACUUUCUUGGUCUGAUUUCAGAAAAAUCCUUUAAAAUAAAUCCUGUAUUUAAAAACUAGAAUGUUGCCGGUCAUGGUGGCACACACCUGUAAUCCCA